Messenger RNA from Drosophila suzukii, 1969 nucleotides. The record is from RefSeq and is a predicted model, not a curated record. NCBI's taxonomy places the organism in Eukaryota, Metazoa, Arthropoda, Insecta, Diptera, Drosophilidae.
UGAGUCAGUUUGUUGUUUGCCUCAGUCGUGAGCGGACGGUCCGUGGAGAUCGGAUCGGCCCAGAUACAAAUACAUAAGGCAAAUACAGACCGAGAACGGAAUCGAUCGAUUGGCGAUCUCGUUUGAAUUCGAACGCGGGCGAAUCUAGUCUGAUCGGAGAUCCCCAACCGAACUGACGUUGUGCCUCCGCCGAAUAUACCAUAUAGGAUAUAAAAUAGUAGUCUAAGUGAUAUCCAACACUUGCACUGGAUGAUUAGAGCUGGUCUCCGGGGUGCAUAGAACGUAAGAAGUCGGAACAAAGCGCGACAAAGCCGAGCAUACUUUAUAACCUGUUUCGGAUACGUCUAAAUUGCCUUCAAAAUGUCCAAAAUGCCGGAGACAACGUUUGCCGACCUGAGCUUGGCUGAUAAGCCAGUAGGUGGAUUGGCCAGAUUCACACAACUCGUUUCUAUCGCUGAACUUGGCGAUUACGGCAGUGAAAAGUCCAGUAUUGAAGCUCGACGGUUUUCUGAUGUCUCCACCUGUUCGUUUAGCUCCACCUGUUUCACUGGAAGUUCCGACGAGGAUGAGAUCUCUCCGAAGGACAACCAGCAGCGCAACUCCGCCGGCGGGACCGACUUUUGCGUGAAGAGCAUUUCGAAGAGCGCCUUUGGAAGGCGGGAGAUCGAGAUCGCGGAGUCGGAGAUGCCAGGCAUUAUGACGCUGCAAAGGGCCAAGGAUGAGAAGCCCCUGAAGGGAGCCCAUAUUGUGGGAUGCACCCAUGUCAAUGCGCAGUCGGCGGUAUUGAUCGAAACUCUGGUCCAACUGGGUGCCUCUGCGUGGGCAGCCUGCAACAUAUACUCCACCCAAAACGCCGUUUCCGCUGCUCUGGCAGAGGCGGGAAUCCCAAUCUUCGCCUGGCGCGGGGAGACGGAGGAGGAAUUCUGGUGGUGUUUGGACAAAGCCAUCUACUCUGAAGGCUGGCAGCCCAACCUGAUCUUGGACGACGGCGGGGAUGCCACGCACCUGCUGCUGAAGAAGUACCCGGAGUACUUCAAGCCAUCCGGGGCAUUGUGGAAGAGUGUGACCGGGGUUCAUCGGUUGUACAUGCUCUCCAAGGGGAAACUCACCGUUCCGGCCAUCAACGUUAAUGAUUCAGUAACCAAGAACAAGUUUGAUACUUUCUACACGUGUCGCGACUCCAUACUCGACAGUCUGAAGCGUACCACGGACAUUAUGUUUGGUGGAAAGCAAGUUGUGAUCUGUGGCUAUGGGGAUGUGGGCAAAGGUUGUGCCCAGUCUCUAAAGGGUCAAGGCUGCAUAGUCUAUAUAACGGAGGUGGAUCCCAUAUGCGCUCUUCAAGCUGCCAUGGAUGGAUUCCGGGUGGUGCGGCUCAACGAAGUCAUAAGGAGUGAUGUGGUGGUAACGGCAACGGGUAACAAAAAUGUAAUCACCCGGGAUCACAUGAAUCGCAUGAAGAAUGGCUGUAUCCUCUGCAACAUGGGACAUUCUUGCUCGGAGAUUGAUGUGAAUGGCUUGCAUACCCCGGAGCUGACGUGGGAGCGAGUGCGUUCCCAAGUUGACCACAUCCGUUGGCCCGACGGCAGGAUGAUCAUUCUGCUGGCCGAGGGAAGACUGGUGAAUCUCUCCUGCUCCACAAUUUCUUCGUUUGUGGUAUCCGUGGCGUCCUCCACUCAGGCCCUGGCUCUCAUUGAACUUUUCUCAGCGCCAGGAAGAUACAAGUCGGAUGUCUAUUUGCUGCCAAAGAAAAUGGAUGAAUAUGUGGCUAGUUUGCAUCUGGCCACUUUCGAUGCCCAUUUAACGGAGCUCACAGAUGAGCAGGCAAAAUUCAUGGGCUUAAACAAAGCCGGGCCUUUCAAAGCAAAUUACUACAGAUAUUAAUCAGUAUUUUAUGUUUUAUCAUGUUAUUCUCGUUGUGUAAUUUUGAUAUUAAUUAGAAAAUAAAUAUGAAUAUACACAAAUUUUAAAA